AUGCCUGAAUCCAGCAUUCUCUGGCAGAACGAGGCCAAAACGGUGGUCCUACUCGACCUCCCCCGGUCGAUUGAAGAAGCCCAGUAUCUUUCCGAUAAACAGAUGCUACCUGGCCAUGAGCCACCAGACACAACUGCACCAUUCCGGAGGUUGAUUUGUUCGCCGGCACCAGAACAACCCUUCGUAACUCCGGAGCCGAAGUCCAGUGAUUAUGCUCAACCAGCCAUCUCACCCGCAGCUCAGAUAGCCGAGCUCAUGACCAUGGCAUCCGUUAAGUCAGCACUCGAUGAGAUAAGCACAUCCUAUCAAGGGCCCUGGUGUCUACCACGCCUCACUUCAAAGCCACCAGCCCCGGUUGAGUCAAAGCAGAUAGCCACGCAACCGGAAGAAACAGCAGCGCCGCCCAAGAGCACAUCAACACCCACAGAACCAAAUCCCCCUCCCAAAGCAACCGAAGAUCACACAGUAUGGGUCACCAACUCCCCCCGCUUCACCACCCUCCUCCUCAACGACAUUUUCCCCUACAACUGGGGUAUUGAGCUAGUGGCAGAAUGGACCUGGGUCAAAGUCACGUCUCGUGGGGAGCCGAUUGUCAGUCUGGGGAGUCAAUGGCGGAAGCCUUAUGAGCGGUUGUUGAUUGCGAGGAAAAAAGGGGCUUGUGCAGGGGCUGGUGGUGUGAAGAAUAAGGUUAUUGUCUCUGUGCCCGAUAUUCACUCUCGCAAGCCGAAUUUAAAGAGGGUGUUUGAGGAGGUGUUACCUAGGGGGUAUACAGCGUUGGAGAUGUUUGCACGGAACUUGACGGCGGGUUGGUGGGGGUGGAUGGAUGAGGUAAUGAAGUUUCAGGGGGGAGAGUAUUGGGCUCAGGAAGAAGUGGUAGAAGGAGAAGAGGUUGUUGGGCACGGAGGGUGA
Podospora anserina S mat+ is the source of this 909-nucleotide messenger RNA. RefSeq lists its product as uncharacterized. The transcript is spliced from 2 exons. Gene Ontology annotation, cellular component: RNA N6-methyladenosine methyltransferase complex; nucleus. The coding region runs from base 1 to 909 and encodes 302 amino acids. The record is from RefSeq and is a predicted model, not a curated record. Gene Ontology annotation, molecular function: methyltransferase activity. Lineage: Eukaryota; Fungi; Ascomycota; Sordariomycetes; Sordariales; Podosporaceae.